Molecule: messenger RNA, 741 nt
Organism: Magnusiomyces paraingens
Lineage: Eukaryota; Fungi; Ascomycota; Dipodascomycetes; Dipodascales; Dipodascaceae
Exons: 2
Coding region: 1-741 (246 amino acids)
Biological process (GO): DNA integration
Molecular function (GO): nucleic acid binding
Source: RefSeq, a predicted model, not a curated record
AUGACUCCGAGGGGAGCUAUACCAAAGAUUCUCCCCCGAACAAUGGCAGCCGCCACAAGUUCCAAAAGCGUUAAGCCAACCUAUCCUACUUCAUUGAGCGCUAUGAUGACCCAAAUAGUCGCAACGUCCGUAUCCGCGACGAGACCAUCUAGGUGCUCAUUCUGUAUUCAAGCAAAGAUCAUGUCCAGUGCCUUUGCCCGCAGCAGCAACUCUGAGAGCCUCCCAUUCGAACGUCUUCAUGCCGACAUUGCUGGCCCAUUUGCAACAAGCAUCAACGCUGCCUGCUACUGCAGCAUGAAGACCAGCGAAGCGCUCAGCUCGAUAAUCACUGAGAUUACCACCGCUUUCGACCACAAGCCCAAAUACCUCUUUUCUGACAAUGGCAGAGAGUUCAUCGGCCAGGAGGUGAAGCAGCUCCUCGACCGACAUUCGAUUCUGAAAGUCGACUCUGUUCCACAUAUUUCCCAGACACACCGUCGAAUCGAGCGCUACGUACACACCGCGAAGAUACUUAUACGCUCUCUGCUGGUUCACUCCCAUCUUCACGCUCCAUUCGGGGACUUUUCUUGUGGACAUGCUGAAUUUCUUUACAACUCUACCCGUAUAAAAACUAUUAAUGAAAAGUAUAUUACCCCGUACAUUAUUGCUCAUAAGAAAGCAGCUGAAUUUACCCGUCUACAUACCUUUGGUUGUGACGUCAUUUAUAACGACCCGAGACCCGGAGCAUCUAUACCAGGCUGA